AUGAAUUCCAAUAAAGAACAAGAUGAAGAUAAGUCUUCGAAAAUUAAGGAAAUAUACAGAUAUAAUGAGAUGUCUAACAAGGUCCUCAAGGCAGACAAAAAUUUGCAGUCCAUACAAUCAGAUCCUCUGAGGGAUGCCGAAUUGUCACACCCAAAGUCAAUGAAGGGGAAGAUAUCAUACAAAGAUAUGGGAAGUAGUGUGAGACAGGAUCUUAACACCAGUGAGAGGGAAGUUGCUGAAAGAGAAGUCAGUGAAGCUUCAAUAAUAAAAAAGAAAGAAGAAAACAAAUAUAAACUGGGCCUUUAUACAGCGAAUAAUUCUACGCUUUUAGGAAAUAGCAACCAGACCAACUUGAUGUAUCAUCCUUCCACAGAGGAGAAUGCUACCAUAUACAGAAAGAUUUUAGAAAAAGUCAUGGAUAUUCUAGGAGAUGAUAUGCCACAUGAUGUAAUAUCGGGAACUACCGAUGUAAUAAUAACGACUCUUAAGAAAGAUGAAGAUAAUUCUGAUGGGCUAGUUGAUAAGAAGAGAUUGAAUAUAAUAUCUGAAUUGGGAAUCGAAAUAAAUAAAUCUCAAUUUUCCGAGUUAUUUAAAGAUGUAAAGUCCAUCACAGAUUUCCACUUGGAGAAACCUUCUCAUAACACAAAUGAAGUUGUAACAAUAUUAGCAAACAGCGAUGACGAGGAUAAUGAAGAAGAAUUAAAUGUACUUGAGCAAGAGGUUAACAUGGAGGAGCAUGGAAUCGAUGAGAUAACUAUUAGCAAAAACAAAGCACAUGUCUCAGUACCUCAAAUAGAUUCCACAGACGUUCUUACGAUUUCUGGAAAUGGUAUGUCAUUUCCACGAAUUGCUAACAUUAACAAUGAGUACUUAAAGACAAUAUUAGGAAAUUCGUCGAAUUCAGUUAGCGCACAAUUGCUUGAUAUAAUUUCAAAUCAUCAAUAUGACGAAGAAAAACUCAAGAAACGUGUAACAAAACAGUUUGACAAUGCUAGCGCUACAGUGAUAGAUUAUAUUAUUACUAACAGAUCAAGCAUAUAUUGGGGGUUGAGGUUAAGUACGUGUGAUAAACAAAAUACUUCGAAGGUACUCAAAGAAAUGAGAGAAAAAGGUUUGAAUGAUCUUGUAAAUGAAUAUGAAAUAUCCCUAAAAGAAAAUGGUAAACGAGCUCGUGGAGAUACAGAAGAAGAGGAAGAAGAAGAAUAUGAAAAACUUGAAGAAGAAGAUAAUAUGAAUUUGUUGGCAGUUUCUAAAAAACAAAAAUCAAUAUCAACAAAGGAAUUAGCACUGCUAGACCUAGAUACGAUUAAAUUUGACCAAGGAUCUGAACUUAUGACAAAUACUAAAGUAAAAUUGCCCAAAGGUUCAUUUAAGAGAAUGAAACCCGAGUACGAUGAAAUCCAUAUACCGCCACCUCCAAAAGCUGAAAUAGAUUAUGAUUUGGUUCCGAUAACAUCAUUACCAAAUUGGGCUAGAAAGGCAUUUCCGUCAGGUGAAACAGAAACAUUAAAUGCGGUGCAAUCGAAAGUAUUUCCAAUUGCGUUUAAAAGUGACCACAACAUACUACUGUGUGCGCCAACAGGUGCAGGUAAAACAAAUGUGGCAAUGUUGACAGUUUUACGAACGUUAACCAAUUACUAUAAUGAGUCGACUGAUACUUUUAAACUCAACAAGUUUAAGAUAGUGUAUAUUGCACCUCUAAAGGCGUUAGUACAGGAACAAGUAAGAGAGUUUCGAAGAAGAUUGUCUCCAUACGGUAUAAAGGUUUCAGAGUUGACAGGUGACUCGAGGUUAACUAGACAAGAAAUUGAAAAUACUCAGAUCUUAGUGGCUACACCUGAGAAAUGGGAUAUUGUAACAAGAAAAGCAAGCGAUAAUUGGUACACAGAUUUUGUAAAGCUACUAAUAAUAGACGAAAUUCAUUUAUUACACGAUGAGAGAGGCCCGGUCCUUGAAUCAAUCGUUGCAAGGACAUUGAGAUCUAAUGAUUAUGUGGAUAAACCAAGAAUUAUCGGUCUUUCAGCGACGUUACCAAACUAUACGGAUGUUGCAGCUUUCCUGAGAGUACCCAAAGAGGGAAUUUUCUAUUUUGAUGCAUCAUAUAGACCAUGUCCGUUGUCACAACAGUUUUGUGGGAUUAAAGUGGAAAGCUCCUUAAAGAAAAUUAAUGCUAUGAAUUUUGCAUGUUAUGAGAAAGUUUUAGAAUCGCUCAAGGAGGGGAACCAAGUAAUAGUAUUUGUUCAUUCAAGAAAGGAAACAGGAAGGACUGGUGACUACCUGAUAAAGAAGUUCAUCGAAACGGAAAGUACUGAGAAGCUUAUAAGUAGUGAAGCUGGCUCAAAAGAAAUUCUAAAUUCUGAAUCAUCAAAUAUACUGGACCCUAAUUUAAAAAAAUUGGUUACGUAUGGUAUAGGUAUCCAUCAUGCAGGGCUAUCAAGAGAAGAUAGAUCUACAUCAGAAGAUAUGUUUGCAGAUGGUCUGUUGAAAGUGCUGGUUUCAACAGCUACUCUGGCAUGGGGUGUUAACUUACCGGCCCACACUGUCAUUAUUAAAGGUACCGAUAUAUAUUCACCAGAACAAGGUAACUGGGUCAGGUUAUCGCCUCAAGAUAUUUUGCAAAUGUUGGGUAGAGCAGGUAGACCAAGAUAUGACACGCAUGGUGAUGGUAUUAUUAUCACAAACCAAUCUGAUAUACAAUACUACUUAGCAGUACUAAACCAACAAUUACCGAUUGAGUCACAAUUAAUCUCAAAAGUAGUAGAUAAUUUAAACGCUGAGGUAGUUUCUGGUAACGUAAAAUCUUUGACAGAAGCUGUGGAUUGGUUGAGCUAUACCUACUUUUAUGUGAGAGUACUUAUGUCACCCGAACUUUACAAAGUUCCACAGGCAGAAAAUGACGAAACAUUGAUGCAAUUUAGAAAGCAACUGAUGCACACAGUAUUCUGUGUAUUGGCUCAACAAAACCUUCUAGUAUACAAUCAAGAUACUGGAGCAGUAAUACCUACAGAACUAGGUAGAAUUGCGUCGUAUUUUUAUAUCAAAUAUGAAUCUAUGCACAGAUAUAACCAGGAAUUAUCUGAAAACGCUUCACUUAUGGACAUCCUUGGAAUUUUUUCAUUAUCUGAUGAAUUCAAGUACUUUACUAUUAGACCUGAAGAGGUUAGAGAGAUACAUGAGUUAUUUUCCAGGGUGCCAAUUCCCAUCAAGAGCGAAAUCGAGGAAGCUUCAACAAAAGUGAAUGUAUUACUUCAAGCAUAUAUCUCAAAUCUCAAAUUAGAAGGGUUUGCGCUUCAUGCAGAUAUGGUUUUCAUCCAACAAAGUGCAGGAAGACUUAUUAGGGCCAUGUAUGAGUUAUGUUUAAAAAAAAAGUGGUCCACUCCCACAAAAACAUUACUGGCUCUAAGUAAAUGUGUUAGUAGAAAAAUAUGGGUUACAAAUUCUCCUCUAAGGCAAUUCAGUCGUUGUCCAACCGAAGUUAUUAAGAAAGCAGAGUCUUCAAACUUACAAUGGAAAGAGUAUUUAUCACUAAAAUCACCUUCAGAAGUCGGACAUUCAAUUAGACUCGAAAAGUAUGGGAAAUUGACGUACGAUCUGCUUCAGAGAUUCCCGAAAGUUAAGAUGGAAUGUGUUGUACAACCGAUAACGCCUAGUUUAUUGAAUUUCCAAGUGGCGGUGAACCCCGAAUGGAUAUGGGAUGACAAUAUCCAUGACUCGGCAGAGCCAUUUCUCAUUUUGGUCGAAGAUUUAUCAGGGACCGAAAUUUUGUAUUCUGAAUCAUUGAUAAUCAGAUCUAACGCCGUUAACAAAGAAAUAAUGCUUGAUUUUUGUGUUCAAUUAUCAUCGAAUCAACAAAAACGAAUGCCACCUAAUAUUUUCGUCUCAAUUAUAUCAGAGAAGUGGCUACAGUGCCAAGAGGAGAUAGCAAUUCGUCUUGAUGAUGUUACCUUGCCAAAAAAGUUUCCUGCAACGACCACACUGGAAGAUAUGGAAUUGAUCGAGACAUCAUCAUUAAAUGAGACGUUUGGUUCAAUUUUCGAUUUUGAUAGAUUUAAUUUGAUUCAAUCAAAUGUUUUCGAAACAUUGUAUAACAGCAAUGAAAAUAUAUUUAUUGGAUGUUCGAAAGGAUCUGGUAAGACUGUAAUGGCUGAAUUAGCAAUAUUGAAUCAUUGGAGGCAGAAUGGUGGCCGAAUAAUAUAUCUGACACCAUCAAAAACAAAGAUUCAUAAAUUAACGAAGUAUUGGUCAAAGAAAUUCGAGGGCAUUGCAGAUGGAAAGACAAUCAGUGAAUUAACAGACAACAUUUUAGAAAACAAUCGUAUACUUGGUCAAAGUCACCUUACAUUGGCAACCCCUAAUCAGUUUGAUUUAUUAUCGCGCAAAUGGAGACAGAGGAAAAACGUUCAAAGAAUUGACCUUAUGAUAUUCGAUGACAUCCAUGAAAUGAGUAGCGGUAUUAGUGGCUCAAGUUAUGAAAUACUGAUAUCGCGAAUGAUGUUCAUUGCGUUUCAAUUAGAGAAAGAACAAAGAAUUGUUGCUUUAUCCUCUCCGAUAGCAAAUAGUAGAGAUUUUUCAGAAUGGAUGGGAAUAGAUAAAACUAAUAUAUUCAAUUUUUCAACCAUGGAAAGGAAUGAGCCCAUAACAAUACAAAUAGAAGUUGAAGAAGAGCUUUCCAAUGAUAAUACGCCAAGAAAUUUAGUCAACAAAAUUUUCGAAGUAUCUCAUGAACAAAAUAAUAGCCCUAUCAUAUAUCUACCAAAUCGGAGAACCUGCAUCAAUGUUGCUUCUCAUUUGACCUCUACAGCAAAUAGAAGGAAUAUUGAUAUCCAGAAAGUAGACGAAGAACAAAUGAAGGGAUAUGUGAAAAACGUUAAAGAUAAACAACUUUUGAUUGCGCUUUUAAAUGGAAUAGGGUUUAUAUACCCUGAAAUGAAUAAGAUAGAUCGUAGCGUUACCGAAAAACUCCUAAAUUCAGGUGCUCUUUCAUUUUUACUAGUAACUAGGGAUUGUUGUAAAGAUACCUUGAAAUCAAAAUUAAUUAUUAUUUGUGGUACAGAAUCAUACAAUCUAAGAGACCAUCAUUCAAAUAAUUAUACUGCAAACGAAGUAUUAGAGAUGGUGGGUAAUUCGACAGCCCAGGGGACAGGUAAUGCUAAGGUUAUUAUUUAUACUACUCCCUCAAGAAAGUAUUACUAUAAAAAAUUUUUACAAGAGCCUUUACCAACAGAGAGUUUCCUCUACUUUAACUUCCAUGAUAUAUUAAUUAACGGAAUUAGUAAUUCUAUUAUCGAAACAAAACAGGAUUGUGUGGAUUGGUUGACCUAUACAUAUUUUUACAGAAGAAUCCACGCAAAUCCUACUUUUUACGGUGUAAAAAACUCCACCGAAUAUGGCAUAUCUGCCUAUCUGACCGAACUCGUAGAGUCUACUCUAACUGACCUAUCUGACCUCUCAUUGAUAGAAGUGAACGAAUCACACCAAGAGAGAACUGAAAACGACGAAGAGGACGACGAAGAGACAAUAUCACCUUUGAACGGGUGUUUGAUUAGUGCCUACAAUAACGUAAAUUUUAUUACAAUGCACUCUUUUAUCACAAAUUCCACAAAAAAUGCAACCCUGGGCCAGCUUCUGGAGAUAUUGUCAACAGCUAACGAAUUCGAGAAUAUUCCUCUCAGAGUGGAAGAUUAUGCAAAGCUAUUGAAGUUACAGGGACUCCUUCCCAUCAAAUUUAAGGGUUCUAUGGAUUCUGACUCUACAAGCUUCAAAGUGUUUAUACUUCUUCAAGCUUAUUUCUCAAGAAUUGAAUUACCGUUCAAUCUGAAGCUAGAUUUAAAUCUCAUACUACACAGCGUAACUACAUUAGUCAGUGCCUUUGCAGACGUACUAGCAGGUAAUGGUUUCUUAAAUGCCACAACUGUAAUGGAUAUAUCUCAGAUGCUAACUCAAGCGGUAUGGGAUGUAGAUAAUCCGUUAAGACAAAUUCCAUACUUUGAUGAAAAUAUUCUAGCAAAGUGUAAAGAAAAAAACGUCGAGACAGUCUAUGAUAUAAUGGCUUUAGAAGAUGAUGAACGUGACGAUCUUCUAACAAUGGAUAUAGAUAAAGUGAUGACGGUUGCAAAUUUCAUCAAUAAUUAUCCUAAUAUUGAAAUGAAAUAUUCGAUGGAAAACACUCAAAAUAUAGCUGUAAACGAGCUAAACAAACUCUUUGUAACAAUUACUAGGGAUGACGAACCCGAAUCACUAUCUGUGGUUUCUGAGAAAUUCCCAGUCGAGAAAAAAGAAGGUUGGUGGAUUGUAGUUGGUGAGACGUCAACCAGAGAACUUUACGCUAUGAAGAAGGUAUCAUUAAAAGAAGAACUUAACGAAUAUCAAAUAGAAUUCAUGUUACCAAACUCCGGUAAUCAUUCUAUAACUCUAUGGUGUAUUUGUGAUUCUUAUGUUGAUACUGAUAAAGAAGUGACAUUUGAGGUUACAGUUAAAUAA
Molecule: messenger RNA, 6480 nt
Organism: Maudiozyma saulgeensis
Lineage: Eukaryota; Fungi; Ascomycota; Saccharomycetes; Saccharomycetales; Saccharomycetaceae
Source: the annotation of a GenBank genome assembly